CGACGCCGAUGGCAUUAAACGAAAGAUGGUAGGCCACCUGCUUCACACCGCCAAUUCUCUCAUCUAUUUCCCCAAUGCCUAUUUCGUUACUUCCAAAGCACAACAAUAAUAACAAACUCUCUUUCUUUCUGUACAUUCUUCAGACAUAUUAAACUCCACCUUUUCUCCUCCCAACUUCAACUCCCCUCGUUCUCUUCUUCUUCCUUCUCCAAUGGCUCCUCCUCCUCCCGUUAAUCUCAAGCAAUCUUCCUCCUCCGCUGCUCAAACCUUGACCGCCACUACUGGCCAGGAAGCUCGCCUUCUCGUUCGCGAGACUCUUCGAAUUAGCGCCGGCUUAGCCUCUGCUCCACCCGAUGUGUCGCCUUCCUCUCUGCCUUUGGUUUCCGGCCACCAGGCGAAUCGGAAGCUCGGCUUGGUCGAGGACGAGUUCGUCGCCUCCAGUUUGAGAUUGAUUUGCUGUGAGGAACUCGAUGGCCGCCGAUGGCAGUACGUCGCAGAGAGUGAUCCAUCCGGUCGAAGCUUUAAGAAAGGAUCGUUCCGAGCCCUCACCUUGCAAACUCCGCAACUCCCAUUCGACGGUUUGGUAGCAUUUGUUAGAUCCUAUGUUGUUCCGGAGGGCUUCCCUGAUAGUGUAACCCCAUCCUACGUCCCCUAUAUGACAUGGAGAGCUUUGAAGCACUUCUUUGGGGGAGCAAUGGGUGUUUUUACAACUCAAACUCUUUUGAAUUCAGUUGGUGUCUCCAGAAAUAGGGCUACUCCUGGUGCUGUCGCUAUUAAUUGGAUUCUCAAGGAUGGUGCUGGUCGUGUUGGGAAAAUGCUUUUUGCUCGGCAGGGAAAGAAAUUUGAUUAUGAUCUAAAACAGCUGCGAUUUGCUGGUGAUCUUCUCAUGGAGUUGGGUGCUGGUGUGGAGUUGGCAACUGCAACUGUGCCUCACCUUUUUCUUCCUUUGGCGUGUGCAGCUAAUGUGGCAAAGAAUGUUGCUGCUGUGACAUCAACAUCAACUCGUACACCCAUUUACAAAGCCUUUGCUAAAGGAGAAAACAUUGGAGAUGUCACUGCUAAAGGAGAAUGUGUUGGGAAUAUCGCAGACCUGCUGGGAACUGGAAUGAGCAUUCUGAUUUCUAAAAGAAAUCCUUCGUUGGUGACUACAUUUGCUUUGCUGUCAUGUGGAUAUGUUCUCAGCUCUUACCAAGAGGUUAAAUCUGUUGUGUUGCAUACGUUGAACCGGGCAAGAUUUACUGUUGCUGUAGAGUCCUUCCUGAAGACAGGACGUGUACCUUCAUUAAAGGAGGGGAACAAGAAUGAAAACAUAUUUAGUUUCCCAUGGUUGAAAGAGAGCCAUGUAGUUCUUGGUCCAAGAUUUAAAGAUGCAUUCCAAGACCCAGGGGCAUAUCUUUCUGUAGAGCCUUUCUUUGAGAGGGAGAAAUAUAUUGUUACAUACAAUCCAUCAAAGGAUCAAGUAUAUGCGUUGCUAAAGGACCAAGCAAAGCCAGAUGACAUCCUGAAGGCAGCCUUUCAUGCUCAUGUACUUUCUCAUUUCAUACAUUCAUCAUUCCGGGGCCGGUCUAUGUCUCAAAAGAGGAAAGAUGGUAAUUCGAACACUAUGCCCACCACACCAGUUGAUCUAGAGGCUCAAAUUGUGGAGUCAUGUAGGAUAGUCUCGGCAUCAUAUGUGCUUUUCAAGCAUAAAGCUGCAGAGCAGGGUUGGACAAUGUCAGAAUCUUUACUUAAUCCAGGUCGUGCUCGUUUAUGUUAGAGUGAUUAACUGGGAAAGAGACGCUGAGGCUGCUGUUCUAUACUCGGUUGAAUGCGAUUUGAUGGGUGGGAAUUUUUUUGAUAAGGAGUACCUGCACCAGAUCAAUGGGAUUAUGAGAACCAUGUCUCCUAUGAAGCCAAUGAGCUAUCUCUCCUCUUCGUUUGCUCUUUGUUCAGUUGAACAUGGAUGGAGACCGCAUGUUAUAAUGUUAGUAUAGAAAUAGCUUAAUUGUAGAUAGCACGUGUUAGUGCAUAUAUAGCAACUUCUUUCUUUUCUUGCUAGGAGGUUUUCAAUUCUCAUUUUGUUUCGAGUUUUCCGGGCUUUUUUCUUUUAUAUAUAUAUAUAUAUAUAUAUUCUUUUCUACGUCACAGCAAAAACAUUAUAUAUAUUGUAUUAUACAUAGAAAUCAGUUUUCAAGUCAAUGAGUUUCUUUAUCCUUAUUCCUCAUUAACGCGGAGUUGUAACUUAUUCCAACAUUAGGGAGCUCAAUUAUGAGCCUUGGAACUCCAAAAGCAGCAAAUAAUUUUUUUUUGGAUCAAACUGUUCAUUUCUGCAGCUGUAAAAGAGCACGCAUGCGUGUCAUAAUUUUUUUUCUUUCAUUUUCUUCUUUAUGGGUCUUUGUUCUGAAGAGUUGUGUAUGGUUAGGUCAAGGUCGUUCCCCCUAUUACCUCUUGUGGCAUAGAACAGUCAUGGUCUACUGUUUGUUGUCAGCUGUCUCUGACAUGUCUACUUUGUCCUGUAUAUUUUUUUGCGAAGCAACUUUGUGUUGUAUAUAGUGACUGAUAUUUUUGCCUCAAGUAAAUAGUGUGUUUGAUUGCUAUCA
Molecule: messenger RNA, 2579 nt
Organism: Humulus lupulus (European hop)
Lineage: Eukaryota; Viridiplantae; Streptophyta; Magnoliopsida; Rosales; Cannabaceae
Product: protein root UVB sensitive 6
Exons: 13
Coding region: 212-1756 (514 amino acids)
Source: RefSeq, a predicted model, not a curated record